Molecule: messenger RNA, 156 nt
Organism: Rhizophagus irregularis DAOM 181602=DAOM 197198
Lineage: Eukaryota; Fungi; Glomeromycota; Glomeromycetes; Glomerales; Glomeraceae
Source: RefSeq, a predicted model, not a curated record
UUAGAUCAGAUAAGGAAUCUACUGAACUUCGGCGAGAACUUAGAGGAAGUAAUUAAGGAGUUGGUUAGAACAGAGGCUAAGGAACUUCGACGAGAAUGUGCACAAAAAGUUAAGGGAUAUAAACACUCGUAUCUAUUAAAGUUUAAAAAAAAUUGA